AGGCCUUGUUCCCGCGUUGAGCCGCCGCCGCCGCCGCCGCCUCCUCAGCUUCAGCCUCCGCGCCAGGCCCGGCCCCGCCGCGCCAUGUCGGACUACAGCACGGGAGGACCCCCGCCCGGGCCGCCGCCGCCCGCUGGCGGCGGCGGGGGAGCCGGGGGAGCCGGGGGCGCCGGGGGAGGCCCUCCGCCGGGCCCGCCGGGUGCGGGGGACCGGGGCGGCGGCGGCCCCGGCGGCGGCCCCGGCGGGGGGUCGGCCGGGGGUCCCUCCCAGCCGCCCGGCGGGGGAGGCCCGGGGAUCCGCAAGGACGCUUUCGCCGACGCCGUGCAGCGGGCCCGCCAGAUUGCAGCCAAAAUUGGAGGCGACGCUGCUACAACAGUGAACAACAGCACUCCUGAUUUUGGUUUUGGGGGCCAAAAGAGGCAGUUAGAAGAUGGAGACCAACCGGAGAGCAAGAAACUGGCUUCCCAGGGAGACUCCAUCAGUUCUCAACUUGGACCCAUCCAUCCUCCCCCCAGGACUUCAAUGACAGAAGAGUACAGGGUCCCAGACGGCAUGGUGGGACUAAUCAUUGGCAGAGGUGGUGAACAGAUUAACAAAAUCCAGCAGGAUUCAGGCUGCAAAGUCCAGAUCUCACCAGACAGCGGUGGCCUACCCGAGCGCAGUGUGUCCUUGACGGGAGCCCCAGAAUCUGUCCAGAAAGCAAAGAUGAUGCUGGAUGACAUUGUCUCUCGGGGUCGUGGGGGGCCCCCAGGACAGUUCCACGACAAUGCCAAUGGAGGCCAGAAUGGCACUGUGCAGGAGAUCAUGAUCCCCGCGGGGAAGGCUGGCCUGGUCAUCGGCAAAGGCGGGGAGACAAUUAAGCAGCUGCAGGAGCGAGCUGGAGUGAAGAUGAUUUUAAUUCAAGAUGGCUCCCAGAAUACAAAUGUGGACAAGCCUCUCCGCAUCAUUGGGGAUCCUUACAAAGUGCAGCAAGCCUGUGAGAUGGUGAUGGACAUCCUCCGGGAGCGUGACCAGGGUGGCUUUGGGGACCGGAACGAGUAUGGAUCCCGGAUUGGCGGGGGCAUCGAUGUGCCAGUGCCUAGGCAUUCUGUCGGGGUGGUCAUUGGCCGGAGCGGAGAAAUGAUCAAGAAGAUCCAGAAUGACGCUGGUGUGCGGAUACAGUUUAAGCAAGAUGAUGGGACUGGUCCUGAGAAGAUAGCUCACAUAAUGGGGCCCCCAGAUCGGUGUGAGCAUGCAGCGCGGAUCAUCAAUGAUCUCCUCCAGAGCCUCAGGAGUGGUCCCCCGGGCCCACCAGGGGGUCCUGGCAUGCCCCCGGGGGGCCGGGGACGAGGAAGGGGCCAAGGCAACUGGGGCCCUCCGGGCGGAGAGAUGACCUUUUCCAUCCCCACUCACAAAUGUGGGCUGGUCAUCGGCCGAGGUGGUGAGAACGUGAAAGCCAUAAACCAGCAGACAGGCGCCUUUGUGGAGAUCUCCCGGCAGCUGCCGCCCAAUGGGGACCCCAACUUCAAGUUGUUCAUCAUCCGGGGCUCACCCCAGCAGAUAGACCACGCCAAGCAGCUCAUUGAGGAAAAGAUUGAGGGUCCCCUCUGCCCCGUUGGACCAGGCCCCGGGGGACCAGGCCCUGCAGGCCCCAUGGGGCCCUUCAACCCCGGGCCUUUCAAUCAGGGGCCACCUGGGGCUCCCCCGCAUGCGGGGGGUCCUCCUCCUCACCAGUACCCGCCCCAGGGCUGGGGCAAUACCUACCCCCAGUGGCAACCACCUGCUCCUCAUGACCCAAGUAAGUAAGCUGCAGCCGCUGCAGACCCCAACGCCGCCUGGGCCGCCUACUACUCACACUACUACCAGCAGCCCCCAGGCCCCGUGCCCGGCCCUGCACCGGCCCCCGCGGCCCCCCCUGCCCAGGGCGAGCCCCCACAGCCCCCGCCCGCCGGCCAGUCAGACUACACUAAGGCCUGGGAAGAGUAUUACAAAAAGAUUGGCCAGCAGCCCCAGCAGCCCGGAGCGCCCCCGCAGCAGGACUACACGAAGGCCUGGGAGGAGUACUACAAGAAGCAGGCUCAAGUGGCCACCGGAGGGGGUCCAGGAGCCCCCCCAGGCUCCCAGCCAGACUACAGUGCCGCCUGGGCUGAAUAUUACAGACAGCAGGCCGCUUACUACGGACAGACUCCAGGUCCUGGCGGCCCCCAGCCUCCACCCACACAGCAGGGACAGCAGCAGGCAAGUGGGAAUUGCCACCCUCCUCCUCCUCCUUUUUCCUUCCAACCCCCGGCCACCGUCCAUCCUGCCUUAGUGGGUAGCGCCGGAAAUCCCUUCCCCUGCGGGGUGUGUCCUUGAUGCCUGCAGCGGGGGCCGUGUGGCCAGAGGUCUCCGGGAGUCCCCCCGAGCUGGGGAA
This is a messenger RNA of Odobenus rosmarus divergens (Pacific walrus), 2392 nucleotides long. It is a transcript of the gene KHSRP, whose product is annotated as KH-type splicing regulatory protein. Lineage: Eukaryota; Metazoa; Chordata; Mammalia; Carnivora; Odobenidae. The transcript has 19 exons. Gene Ontology annotation, biological process: regulation of DNA-templated transcription. Gene Ontology annotation, cellular component: nucleus; cytoplasm. Gene Ontology annotation, molecular function: mRNA binding. The record is from RefSeq and is a predicted model, not a curated record.